CAGAUUGACGUUUAUGUUCGCGAUUUUAAAUGGUUUCAUGAGUUGUACAAAAAAGAAAAUUUUGCACGGGUUUUGUGAUACGCACCAAAUGUAAUCGUCGAUUCGACGAUAACAAAUAAAUUUUGGCCGCAUGCGGCGAACCGUAGUUCUCCUGCGCCUUUCAACUACGCCAGUAAAUUUGUUGUAAGUUUGCGCGAACAUAACCUCCCCGAACCUUCUUAAACGGUUUUUAAACACUUUUUGGCGUCAAUGGGGUUUGAAAUUUCGAGUUAAAUCAUGAAAGAGCUGGAGGACACCAAUUGCGAGAUUCGCAGAAUCAUCGAACUUCAAUCCUCUAUUUGGGACCGACUGAAUCAUUCAUCUGAAGAUGAGCAAUCUCCGGGAAAUGCAACGCACGAAACUUUUGAACCCAUCAAACCGCUAGGUGGAUUUUUAGAUGCAACAAACCAUGCUUGGAUAAGUUGUGGGACUCGCUUGAUUGUUUUCAAUGUGAGAAGUGGAGAAAGCAUUAGUUCGUGGAACUUUCGAUAUCGAAUAUCUUCAGUUUCUCCAUUUCCAACACAACCUGGACAAAUUCCGUUGCUUUUAGUUGGACUGGAUAAUGAUGCUCAUAGAAUUAAAGAAUCAGUGGGCCUGGUUUGUGUCUUCGAAUGCACUACUUCUCGUAUUUUAAGAGUUAUUCUAAUGCCAUCUGGUGUUGAACAAAUAUGUGUGAUAAAUGGUGGUGCAGCAUGGGAGGAAUUUAGUGUACAAAAGGCGGCUACCAUCCUUGAAACCAAUUCUGGCGUAGCAUGUGUAGCUUUACGUAAUUUAGACCACAUUAUAAUCGACCUUCAGCGAUCUUCGUGGGAGAGUGUGAGUUCCUACCUGAUAGCAGAUGAGAUGUCUCCCUACGAAUUAGAAUUUCCCCGCUCCAAGACAUCUUCGUCUUCUUCAAGACAUUCGCAUAGCAGAGAAAGACACAUAGCAUACAGCUUAAUUAAUAGUCGAAUAGAAGACUUUGUAGGUUUCAAUCGAGAGACGUUCGAAGCGACGCCUCUUUCAUACGACAAAUUGUCAACUUCGAUAAUAAGUUCGAAGAAAAUAGGAUGUCUUGUAUCAGGUUGCCUCGGAAGAGUCAUGCUCUGGCAGAGCGACGGAACCAUCGGUUGGAUAAGUACGCUCUUCGACGAGAACAUGUCUGUCAGUCACUUAGCUUUAAUAGAACCCGCGGACGAUCCGCGGUCCUUUUACUACUUUUGGGUAGCGUGUCAGGACGAUUCCGCAACCGCAGCUCCAGUUCUCAGAAUGUACGCCAUGCUUUUUGAGAAAAAAUACUGCGAAAAGGACUCGAACUUGUAUUUCAAGUUGGAGAGUGAUCCGAGUUUAAAAUUCGAAAUAGAACUAGACGAGGGGGACACCAUCACUUGCCUGUUGCCAAUUGAACGAGAAAAUAACUCUGAGCAAACUGAAUCUGGUAUUCGGCAUGGAGAGGAAAGUUUACUCCUUAUCGGCACCAAUAACCGAAUGUUGCUUUUCGAUCUAAACCAGUGGUACAAGGAACAAAUGCCUGUGACAGCCUCCGAAUGUCAUAAUCCAAACAGCAUUCUUGCCAGUUAUAGAACCCGAUCUGAGAUCCCAACUUCUGUGAGAGACCUGGUGAUCAAUUGCGCGUACGUUCCAUCUACUCUCAGAGAAUUCACAAGCAGCGGGCCAAGCACUUUGGAAGAGCUAUUCUUCCCAAAUGCUCUAUCUUUCGAAUGGCUCGAGUUGACUUCCAACCGACUAAACUUCUGGUUAACUCGCGGUCUCCAAGCUGACCUUCUUCGCAAAAUCGUCGUCACUGGUCCCGUUAUGCUGAUCCAACCAGCCGAAACCUUCCACCGAUGCCUGAACGCAGGUCUCGUUCCCUUCAAUAUCGAAUGUUCAUUCAACAGCGAUCACAACGCUCAAAGAGAAAUGAUACUCUCUCUUUGUCUGGAACAGCGCUGGGCUAACUUCCUGAUAAAAUGUGCGAAAGAGUGGUCUGAUGGCAGUGCCUCGUAUUUAUUCCCCGCGUUUUUAAGGUGGGGCGUCCAACGUGGUUCUGCCAUUAAAAUAUACGCCGAUCAACUCACCAUUCCCCUUUUCGAUCAAUCUGGGAACAACAUCGGAGAAUCGGAGGCAAAAACCUUGCGUUUCUGCUGUCAACAGCUCGAGUGCCUGUCAACCGUUGUGGAGAAACUGACAGUCGAUUCAGCAGACUUCGUCAUGCAACAACGAGCUUUGAAACGAGUCGCGACUUACCUACAAGUUCUUCUUUGGUUCCACGACGUGGGACUGCUUCCCGAAACGCAAGAGGUCGACGAAAGUGCUUUGAGACUAGCUCUGUCUUUGAGAAUUCCUUAUCCCUACGAAAGACUCGCGGCCUUGUACACAGAGAAAAGAGAGCAACUGAAAGAGAAGAGUAACGCCGAUGAUGAUCUCUUUAUCGACGCCUUGAUCACUCGCGAAUGUCCAUCACUCAGAUCCCAGUGGGAAAGGGAAGGAGUUGACGUUAAAUCUGCAGGUCACUAUCCUCCUCCAUCAUUGCAGUCUUUACUCCGAAGUUACCUAGCAGACUGUCAUCAGAUCGAGUCCAACGAGAUAGAAAAUAAGCACCAAAUCACAAUUUACCUCCUGAUGGACCUAGCGAUGCUUUUGCAGGGUUCUUGUCCAAGUAUAGAUCAACUUAUCAAAUAUCCUGCGGCUUUUAAGCUAAGCCCGAGCCUUAUUAAACUCACCCAGGCCUUUUGGCUCCUCGAUCACGAAGAUUACCAAGGUUUCUUAGACAUGAUGACCGGACAAUUAGUAUCCGACUCUGACUUUAAAGAUUGGCAUCAUAAGUUAGUUGUGAAAACUCUCCUGCACGACAAUCAACACAAACUGGCAUUGAUGUACUUACGAGUGAGGAAACCACCUCUAUCGACGAUUGAUGAACAAGGAACAAUCAUCAGCCUUUCGGUAGAACAUGGCUUGGUUCAAUCCGCCUUCAACUCUCGGCCUUCUUCCCACUACGCGCAACUUCUCACCAGAUUCUUCAGAGCUUGUAAAUCUUACGGAAAACUCUCGGAAAUUCUGCACUUGGCUUUGGGCAAAGAAGAGGAAGAGGCCUUUGUGAAGUUCCUCGAGGAGGACAAGUGCGAGGAAACGAAACUUCUUUAUUAUCUUCAACGUUGUCGUCACACUGAGGCAAGCAGCGUGUACUCCUUCGGUUCUAGAUUCAAUCAGACGGAUCAGCCUAUUUCUCUGAAUAUGUUCAAGGCCUAUAAUGCUACUUUGCCGGAUGUAACGAGACAGUUUACUGCAAGUCUGAAUAGAAAGAAUCAAGAGGUGGAUCCGGAUUUUCGGUAUCCUAGGCCGAUGUCUCAUGCGAGGAGCUAUAACAGAGCUCGAGAAAUCCACGAGACUGUUGUGAGAAAAGCGAGAGAGACAUAUGUUAGAGGGGAGAGAAGUCAGAUUCCUUUUGUGAGCGCGCCUUGCUUAUCUUUGAAAUCAAACCCGGGAAAUAGUGACGUUAAUUGCAUUUUGUUCCUAGAGAGAAAAGCGCCGUUGAAAAGAACGAUUCACGAGGUGCAUGGGAGUGGCGUUUAUGAAUCAAGUGAAAAUAAACGUAGAAAGUUAUCGGAGGGUAGAAGUGUUGGAGAGAGGAGUGAAAUGGACAGAAGUAGAAUGGAUAGAAGUAUGGGAGACAAAAGCUGGUGCGAGAGAACCCUAGGUAAUAAAUCAGAGUUGGGUAUUGAUGCCUUGUUUAGCACUCCACUCAUUAAACGUAAAACUCACGUCACACACAUAGGUAAUACUCCUGUGGAAACUCCACAAUCUAUUCUCAAAAUCCGUCAGAUGAUUAAAGAGUCUGCCUCGUCGACUGUUAACAGUUUGCACUCAGAAAGUGGAUCAGAGCCAAUGAGCGAGAAGAGGCCCAGGGUGAUUAGGUUUAGUGUGAGUCAACUAAGGAAUGACACUAUGCAGAGUGAAUCGAUAGACGAAAGUAUGAACAAGGAAACUGUGGACGAAAGUAUGAACAAGGAAACUGUGGAUGAUAGUACAGCGAAAGAUGAAAGUGUGUCGAAGGAAGUGAUUGACGAAGAAGCCUCGAUGAGCGAUGCAUUCUUCAGCCCUAAUGUCAGUUUGAGAUCAGAAGAGAGUACGAUUUUAACAGACAGUAGCUCUUACGGAAAGAAUUUAUCUGGACCACGACCCAGACCUAGUUUGAGAAGAAGUAGUGUUUUGUCUUCAAGCGACUCAUCGAGACGAACUUCUACGAAAACUGGCAGCAGUUCUUCCGUGGAGACUCCGACGUCUCUUUCCCUUGUUUCCAAGAGCCUUCUUAACUCCUCGGCGACUUCUCUGGACUUUAAUAUCGGCAAGAGUCCGAGGGCUUUGUCCAGUUCUGUUUACUCGUCAUCAAUUUUAUCCGAUUCAAGUUUGGAUGAAAGUUUAAGAAGAGUCGGCAGUGGGGACAAGAGAGAUAAUGUUGAGGAAACUAGUCCCAGGAAAAAAGGAGAGAGUCCAGGAAAAACGCUUCGUGUUAUGCAAGUUUCAGUUACGAGCGUGACGAAAACUGUGGUUGAAGAGUUUGUAGUCGAGGGAGAUGAGAAUGAAGUCGAGGGAGAUGAGAAUGAAGAAGUGAACGAGAUAGAAGAAGCGAAAAAGGAUGAAGAAGUUAAUAAAACCGUAGACGAAGUAGUGAAUGGAGGAGAGGAAGCGAAAGAGGAUAAUCUGAUUGAGGAAGAACUCGAAAAGAAGUGUGAAGCAAUAAAGGAGGCUGAUGUGAAUAUUGUAGAGGAUGUAGCGGCAGAAGAAAUCCAGCUUCUUGAAGAAGCAACACACACAGAAAGAAUCAUUACCGAGAAGAUGUCCGAGUCCAACGGUGAGGUGAUAAUGCACCUCGAGGAUAAAUUGGAUGAGCCUGAAAAAGUUUCCAGAUUUCACGAAGACACAAACAGAAAUAUUCUUCCUGAGGGAUCUGUGAUAUCGACGCAGGAACGUCAGUCUCUUUCGGAAAAUGAAAAGGAAGCGGAUGGCGAGAGUUCAGGCGAUUUGGAGCUAAUAGCUCUAAAAGACGAUGAAGAUAACGAGGAAGAAGUCUUCGAAAGCCUCUCGAACUCCAUCAACAGUGAAGUGCAUCAUCCCCUGUCUGAAAAAUCAGUUUUAAAAAAAGAGGAAAAGGAGGGACCUUCCAAAUUCGUGGCAGAUGAUUACAGUAUAACGGAUGAUGAGUCCAUGGAGGUUCCGGAGCAAAGUAUAAUCGAGGAGGUGGAUAAAACUCUUCAGAAUAAGGAGAAGAAAGAUGAAUCUAAUAUCACGGACGAUGAAUCUGAACAGACAAGUACAAAAGAAUCUGGAAGUCAGGUAGUAGAUUCAAAAGGAAACUCUACGUCAGAUUUGAAUGAAUGCUCUAAAUUGGAUUCUGAACCUCUAAGUAAUAUUAAUAACAUCAUAAUUGACGAGUCUCGUGAAGAAGAUGUGGCAGAGGUUUCGGUGAGUGUUUCUCGGCAGAAGACACCAGUGAGAGAAACUAGAGUUUCUCUGGAGAAGACACCAAUGAGAGAAACUAGAGUUUUUCUGCAGAAGACAUCAGUGAGAGAAACUAUAGUUUCUCUGCAGAAGACAACAGUAAGAGAAACUAGAUCGAGAAGAGCUUCUUCGAUUGCGUCAGAAACGACAAAUGAAGACAUGAUAGAAAAAUCAAUUGCAAACGAUAUAUCUGACCCUCAAAGAAUUUCUUCUGAAUUCAUAGACGAUAAUAUUACAGAAAGUAACAUCACUAGGGCUAAGACUCCUGUUCGUGAAACCCGGCCACAAAAGACUUUAUCUGCCAAGAAAGACUCGCUUCCCAGCAAAGAGAGUAAAACAUCCGAGGAAGGUCUUAGGACUCCGCGAAGAUCUCUACGGGCUUCUUCAGUAUCGAAGGUUCUAGAACAAAAAACUGAGGAAUUGAUUCCUGAAAUAAGCGUAAAAGAUGUGGCAAAGGCUACGAGGAGUAGAACGCCUGUGAGUGAAACAAAAUCUCAGAGACUUUCGGUGUCGAAAAAUGUAGAAUCUCAGCCUGAAGAUGUUGAAGUAGAAAAAGUGAGAACGAGAAGAGGUAGUUCGCUUGUGAAGGAGAUUUUGGCGACUUCUGUAGAAUUAGGAAGCAGAAGAGGCGGUCGUAAGACUUCGUCUGGAUCGGAAUGUUCCGUGGAUACUCCUACGAAGAGAGGUCGACCUCGAAAGACUGCGAACGUGACUCAAGAAACUUCUCCUCCGGUUGAGACUGAAAAGGAAUCAGAAGAAAGGACUGUGGAAGUUCUUAGAAGAAGUGCGAGACGAGGUGCUUCUGUGCAGAAGGAAUUGUCAAUGAUCGAGGAAAAUGCGCCUAAGAAGCAGAAGACUAUACUUUCGAUGUCGAUUGCAGAACCAAUUGAGAUGGACACCAGUGUACCAGUUUCCAGAAAGACAAGAAGCAGACGUGGAAGUUCUAUGACAAAGGAAAUUCCACUGCCUCGAAGAACAAGAGCAUCAUCCCUGUCGAAAGAUAUCGACGAGGAACCUGUAGAACCACCCCCAAGACAAACUCGUAGACGAGGAGGAUCAGUGCCAAAAGAAAUAUCAAUGGUUGCAUCAAGAUCAAUCAGAGCAACCAGUAUAUCAGAAGAAGUGAUACCAGAAGAACCAGAAGGUGAUGAACAUCAAUCCACGAAGAACGUGUCUUUAAGCAGUAAAGUUUUAGCUGACGUAACUAGCAGUCCUGUAAGAAAGAAGCGUACUCGUCGCCCCUCUGUUCAGUCAAUUCCAGAAGAGAUUGAAGAGAUCUUAAGUGUCCCAGCUAAAAGUAGAUCGGCAACAAAAAAUCAAAAGAAGGAGAUUAUACCUAGAACAAGACGUGCUGCGAGUGUCGAUCUGCCAGUGGAACCAAAACGUCUAACUCGAAGUUCUCGUUUAAAGAGCUCUAUUGUUGAAGAGGCGAUUUUGGAAGAGCCCAACGAAGUGGCAGAGGAGACACAAAUGAGUCCGAAAGUAGUUAAAAAACAACCUGGACGAAGAAAAAGAGCGGCGUCGGAAACAGUUGCUUUGGAACAGAAGGACGAGCCAGAAGCCAAAUCUACGAAAGAAAAGCCAAGGAGAGGGAGAAAAAAUUCUCAAAGAAGUGACGAUGAACCCACGGAGUUUGCUUUCUCACCACCGGAAAAAAUGAAUGCUCCUAAAGAUAAAAAAGAAAUUGGCCAAGUACCAAAUUUCGUAUUCUCACCUCCACAUACAAGAUCGAAACAAACUGGCCAGCCUCGUAGGAGAAUACCUUUUGUUGAGCCUUUAACUGAAGAGGAAAAGGAAGAAAUAGCAUUAAUGAAGGCUUCCGAAGGGGGAAAAAAAUCCGUUGAAACAGAGAAAACUAAAAAGCCAGUUCUAAAAAGGUAUAUGCCCAGGAAGACAUUUAAAUUGCCUAGAAAUCGUCCCGCUACGUUAGAGUAAUUCUAAUCAUUACCCGUAGACCGAAAAGAGUCCAGGACUUUCACAUUAUACAGACAAGUAUUCCGAUAAAUUUACUCUCGCUUCUAAAGCCAAUGGAUCAGCCUUGAGAAAUUUGGACUAUAUUUUGACUCAUACAAUUUGUAAUUACGAUAAUAUAUAAAUACUCUAAAACUAAGUAGAAUAAUUUUUUCUUGUCGACUGGGAUAUGGGAAUAUUCUUUUCAAUGUGGUCAUGCCGUUCAAGUGAAAAUAGGCGAGUACUCUAUUUCUAAAAUUAUGAUUCUUUUAUUUUGAUACCAUCAAUUUUCAUUAGCAUGUGUUAACAUUUAUUUUAUACAAUAAAAUGUGAUAUACGAUUUUUAGAAAUAUUUUUCACGAUCGAUUUGAGUAUUUGCUUCUUUUCGAGUAAAAACUUGUAGACUUUAAUUAACGAGUGAUUGAUCUUUUUUCUUAGCACAUGCUAACUCAAGUAAAUGCAGUCGAAUGUUAUUUGCGGUGCGAUCAAGUUUUGUUAUAUUAAACUUAAGUUAGGUAAUUGUAACCGCAGUUCUUUUAAGUUUCAUGAAAACGCAAAACACUGACAGUAUUGAAAGGAUUCGUCUAUUAACUAGACCUCAGUACAAGAGCGAUUUCUUACUAAACCGUGUAAAUACUAAAGCGAAUUUUUUUUAUUUGUUUUGUUUUCCUUAAAAAAAAGGUUUUUCACUUAUGAGUUAUCAAACCACACGUUUGUUUAGUGCGAUAGAUAUUCAAGCAAUAAUUUCGACGAAGAAAUACUUGUAACAUACGGUUGUAAAUAAUUUAUUACUAUGCUGAUGUACAGCUAUAUUAGUACAAUAAAUGUAUAAGAAAAUUGAUAAUAAAUCACCGAACGAGUUUCCAGUCA
Molecule: messenger RNA, 8337 nt
Organism: Belonocnema kinseyi
Lineage: Eukaryota; Metazoa; Arthropoda; Insecta; Hymenoptera; Cynipidae
Gene: Elys
Product: protein ELYS
Exons: 7
Coding region: 277-7452 (2391 amino acids)
Source: RefSeq, a predicted model, not a curated record